AUGUCUACCCGAGAAUCAGAUAGAAUCUCCUCGGCUCAGCAGACUUUAGACACUCUCUAUGAUAUUUCCCAACUAUUGAACACGCAGCUGGACAAGGAGACCCUCGCGACGUGCGUCGGCAUGAUCGAGAGUGGUGUCAACCCAGAGGCACUCGCGGCAGUCAUUCAGGAGCUGCGAAGAGAGAAUCAGACCUUGAGCUCGCAAUCG
Molecule: messenger RNA, 207 nt
Organism: Laetiporus sulphureus 93-53
Lineage: Eukaryota; Fungi; Basidiomycota; Agaricomycetes; Polyporales; Laetiporaceae
Exons: 3
Biological process (GO): gamma-tubulin complex localization; mitotic spindle assembly; microtubule nucleation by interphase microtubule organizing center
Cellular component (GO): centrosome; spindle; gamma-tubulin ring complex
Source: RefSeq, a predicted model, not a curated record